Molecule: messenger RNA, 1146 nt
Organism: Acanthosepion pharaonis
Lineage: Eukaryota; Metazoa; Mollusca; Cephalopoda; Sepiida; Sepiidae
Source: the annotation of a GenBank genome assembly
AUGUCUCUAUUUUUCUAUAUUUCCCCUCACAACUUUAUUAUUUGUGUACAAUGUUGCAUUAAUAAAAAUGUCACACUUUCUUUCCCUGUGACCAUUUCUCGUUCUCUCCCCAUUCUUCCUCGCUUUCUGCACUCUCUCUCUCUCUCUCUUACAUUUUUCUUCUCAUUUUGCUACUUAUUCUCUUUCUGUCACUUUCUGUCUUUCUAUAUCUCUCUCUCCCCACUUUCUUUCUCGCAUUCUCUUCCACUCUGUUUUCUUCUAUUGUCUCUCUCUCUCUCUCUCUCGUUUUCUCGUUAUCUUUCUCCUUCUCCCGCUCUCUUUCUCGCAUUCUCUUCCACUCUCUCUCUCUCUCUCUCUCUCUCUCUUGCUUUUUCUUCUUUUUCUGCUACUCAAUCUCUUUCUAUCGCUUUCUGUCUUUCUAUUGCUCUCUUUCCCCCUUUUUCUUUCUCGCAUUCUCUUCCCCUCUAUUUCUCUUCUACUCUCUCUCUCCCUCUCUCUCUUGUUUUCUGCUUAUCUUUCUUCUUAUCUCAUUCUCUUUCGCUUUUCUUUCUCUCUAUUCCUCUUCUAUUCGCUCUCUCUCUCUCUCUCGCCUUCUUCUCUUUCUUCUUUUUUUCAUUUAUCUUGCUCUUUCGCUUUCUCUCUUUCUAUUUCUCUUUCUCUCACUUUCUCUGUCGCUUUCUCUUCCUCUCUAUCUCUCUUCAGCUGUCUCUCUUUCUGGCUUUCACCUUCUCUUCCUGCCCAUCCAUCUCUCUAUGUAUUCGCUCUAUUUUUGUCUUUCUCUCUUUCUCUUCCAGUCUAUUUCUCUAUUUUUUCUUUCUCUCUCUCUCUCUUUUACCGACUCUUUCUUCUUAUCCAUUUCUCUCUUUCUCUCUCUUCCACGUAUCUAUUUAUUUUUUUGAUUAUUUAUUUCCAUUUGUCUUCAAAUUUCUUUUUCUCUCUUAUGCACACGUCACUGUUUCUGAUUCAUACACACAUACACGUAAUUUCUCUCUCUCUCUCAUUCAUUUUCUAUUACUGUCUCUAAUUUUUAUAUUCCUAUUCCAUUCUAUUCCUUUCUAUGCAUCUCUGUCUAUCUAUCUAUCUAUCUAUCUAUCUACCUAUCUAUCUAUAUAUUCCUCAUUCUCUCGCGAUUGCUUUCUCAAUUGA